UACAAAAAGAAAGAACGAAAGAAAAAACAGAACUGCUUCUGCAUGUCACUACACAUCAGUCAUGAUGACGCUAUUAGACGUUACUGCGUUUACCUGUGAAAACUGUGGCUCCGCCCACAUUACCUGAGGUUUUUCAGCUCUCCUCUCGUCCGGACUUACGUAGGAAGUAGACAAGUUACAUCUCGAAUAGUACGAGCUGAAUUUUGUAUAACGUUGCAUAAAGGUCUCCUCUCAGGGAAGGAUGACAUGAACCAUUCUUUAAGCUAAUUUGAUUUUCAUCGGGAUUAAAUUUACCAAGCUACGGUCGGCUAUGUCCUUAAAAGAACCAGGCAGCGUCUCUCUACAACUUCUACUUCUGACCGUCAUCGUCUCCGCCAUACCAGGGAUCCAGAAGUUGACAAUUACUCCUGACCAUGGCACCACCAUCAACAUAAGCAGCACUAAGGCCAAAGGUUGCAGUGUGUGCACAGGAUCAGGAAACUCUCAACAAUGUAGGACCUCCCUGUUGUUAAAAAAUAAUACUUCUGUGUUGUUGGAGUUUAAAUGCCCCAAACCUGAAGAUGUAUUCAGAGUGGAAGUUGUGCAAAAUAUUGAAUGCUCCACAAGCUUGUGUAGCAGCCACAUCAUCCAGGCUGACUUGGGCUCUCUUCCUUUACUAGAGUUUCCCCGCAGGUUCACCUGGAAUGUAAAAGCUUUUGGACCAAAAGCAUUCAAGUUAGACUUCACUGAGACGGGGCUGAAACAGAUUAAUCCAUCUGAAGACUGUCCAGAAAAACACACUUACAUUCUCCAGAUUUACACCACUAAAGGCAAUAUUGUUGUAGGGAAAUAUUGCAGAGUGGGUGACAUCAUUAAUGCUCAAAUCCUGAAUCAGGGCAGCUUUUCCCUAGAUGUUCCAGCAGGCCAGAAGCUGCAGCGUGGGCAGUUUCAUGUGUCUCCUGGGGAGGAAAUCAAGUCCCUUGCCAAAAUUUCACUAACAUUACCAAAGGGCACCUCAUCUUUAGAUUUGCUCUCACCAAACUACCCUGACAGUUUUCCUGACAACAACGUGAUGGAGUGGUACUUUAGGGUCCCAGAAAAUCACAAGGCAUCUGUCCAGUUUCUAAACCUCACCCAGCCGCAGUGUUUGAAGAAUACAGCAGUGGAGUACAAACUCAGUUCAACAAGAGGGAAAAGAACAUCUGUUUGGAACCUGAACAACGUCCUGCAGGAGCUGAAGGAAGGGAGUUUCUUUGUGUCACUGAGUAACUGUGAGAUGGACAGAAGACGUGCUCUUUCUCCAGGACUCUCUUUGAACCUCAGGGUUUCUUCAAGAUCAAAUCUACCAGUGACAUGUAAAGUAGAUCCCAGUGAAACAGAGGGGCUUGAUCUCUACAUACACAAUCUGAGACCAGACUCUGAAUGCGAGAUGAAAAUGAACUCCAAGACAAUGAGGAACAUCACAGUCACGUCAAACAGUCAACUGUCGUUCCAGGGCUGCAGCCCUGGUGAUGUACAAGUCACAGCCCGAAGGGUCAUAGUAUGCAGUCAUCUCAAAGACUGUCAGAAGGCCUUGUAUCUGCAGGUGCCUGUGCUGCCAUCCUGCAUCCCCGCCAGUCUGAGUAGUGUCACCUGGAUUCUCCGUCCCCCUCAGCAUGGCAGCGUACAGAUUACCUCUCCCACUGGGUACUUGAAACGGGACCUACCUGAACAGCCUUGCAAUGACAGCUUUAUUAUUGAAAUGGCUGAAGAAGAUGGCCAUCCCAUUGGACGUUUUUGCCCUCAGGGAGCCAUACAGAAGGUCCUCAUCCACACCAAUGUGUCUGUCACAUGGAGGGCCAGCAUGGGGAUAGAGGGACAAAAGUACGGGUUUGCUGCAGCUUUUGAAAAUAAGAUAUCAGAAAAAUACAUAUUCUAUGUAUCUCCACUGGGAGACACCCCUAUCUUUGUGGCCUCUCCUGGUUGGCCGGUUGGCAUGAAGGAUUACUCCACCAUCUCCUGGAUUGUCACAGUUCCUGAAAAAAAAGAGGCACUCCUAAAGUUUUUCAACCAGAGUCGACCCAAGUGCAGUGAACACCACGCCACUAUCGUGGUGCAGAGAAUUGGCAAGCAUGAGGAGGACUACAGCCGCAGGGAAGACGAAGAGGCAAAGAGUGAGAUCACUGUUCCCGAGAGCUUCUACUUCAAUAUGUCCAACUGUAAGCCUGAAAGAAGAGACUUCGGCAUUAUCAUUAAGAUCACUCUGCAGAAGAGAAAGAACUUUGUCUUCACAGUCAUCCUGAGUGUGGUGGCUGUCCUGCUGGCUGUUUUAGUCACAGUGCUGGUGGUGGUUUGCAUCGUGAUACGGAAGAAGAAAAAGGAGCUCAGUCAUCAAGUGUCCAUCUACAAUUCAGGUGACGCCAACUUCCUGCCUGGACAGAAUGGAUUGCCAAAUUCUGAACCAGACAGCGAGUCCCAUGUUUACGCAUCCAUUGAUGACACACUGGUCUACACACACCUGCUGAAAAAAGGGGCAGACAAGGGCAUCUAUGACGCAUACCAAUCUUUCAAAGGACACAAAGACUCACAAAGUCCAGUGGUCUCACAAGAAAGCUAUGAUGGCAACCAGGAGGUUAAUGAGCCGCAUCAGUUCUCAUCUCAAGGUCCUCCACUUCCCAGUAGGCCUCUAAGCCACAUCCAGCCACUGAUGGGCAACGAGAUUUACCCGUUAGACAACCAAAGUGAGGAGGAGGGCUCUCCUAAUCUGGGGCCAUGCUCAGAGGAAGGGGGAGGGAACUGAACAGAUAAUUGGAUUCAACUAUUUGAUUUUCUUCUGACCCACUUGAACUUUGUAUUUCCAUCCCCUGGCCUCUGUGUUUUUGCUUCAUCUUGGCCAAGGAGACAUAUUUUUUUGUUUUGUUUUACUUUUCAGCGGAGCUUUUGUGACAAAGUGAGGCAAACAAAAUAAGUGUGUUCAGACCCGCCUGUAGCUGUAACUGCUUCUUGUCCCAGAUUAUGGUGCUUUUGUUUUGAAAGCUAAAUAAUUUCAUUUUUUUACUAGUUCUAACCACCAUAAAAUAUAAUGUAUUUUUGGUCACAGUAAUUUUUCAUGUAUAUUGUCUUUUAUCUGUAUAUUGUUUACAAUAUGAAAGCAUCAGCGUUGCAGCUGCUGUUUGCUAUUUAUAUGGUGAGCUUUUCAUUUUGUCAUGCACCAGUGAAAAAGAGUGGAUCCUGAUAUUUUUGUUGCAGUAGAAAUCAGACUAAGACGGACAGCAUUGCCAUGGAUUGUAAUGGCACAACAUUUUAUCAUCAUGGAGCUCUGACAAUUUUUUUGCCAGUGUUUUUCCACAGACUGUCCUCACGCUCACACACAAUUACAUCAUUAAUUUGUGCUGCACAACUCAAUACAAUCCUUCUAGAACUAAUCUGUAUUUUAUAAUUGUUUUAAGGCAUUUUGUUACAAGAAAAAGUCCAAUCUGUAGCUCAUAUUGACUGCUGGUUAAGAGAGAUUUUUCUCUUUUCAUACCAAGACUUUGUUGUCUUCUUUCCAUGUCUCAUGAUCGAUGAACUUCACUUGUCAGAAACUAUGUUGGACUAUUUAUUAUGAGAAUUAGUGUUUUGGUUUGUUAUUUUUUUCCAAGUGAAAUGCAACAAAAAUCUUUGUACACACACAUCUACCAGCUGUGAGCAAAGUUAAAUCUCACAAAAAAUGUAGUUACUUUUGUCAAAGGGGAGACUGAUAGCCAUUAUUUAUUGCAAGAGGAGCAAAUUAAUCACUUUUUAAUGUUUCAUGUUCUGUGAGAAACUCCGACAAAAUGCAAAUCCAUAUGAUUCACAAAUUGCUGUCAAGUUAAUGUUUUAUUGAGCUUUAUUCAAUGGGUUCUAGAAAGUAUUCUGGCAUGGACACUGGUGAAAGGGAAAUAACACUGGGUUUCAUAACCACUCAGUGGAAACUGGCCAUGACUGACUUAGAUGACUGAAAAUAUGAUUAAGCCAUAUUUAUUGAGUAAUAGUUCAGAAGGACUUUUUUUGUGUAUCUAUGCGCCCCCUAAAGCUAAAAGAAUAAGUAGUUGUAGGAGAUUCCCCAUUAGGGAAACAAGUGUCCUUUUGAUCGCCAGAACUAUCUGAAUGUUUGGGCUGUGAAACAUGACAUGUUGAUGUGAUGUGUGAUUAAAAGUCACAUUGUGAGUGCCAAGAAUCUGAAUAUUUGUGAUGACUGAACUGAGUGUGUGGGUUCAGAGACAGUAAGGGACUGUUCUCAGUAAGUGGGAAGUAUCUUGCAUAGAUGUUUCUGGGUAGAAAGUCUUUAGAAAUACAAAAUACGUCUUAUUUCCAUGGGAGAACAUAAAUCUGCAUAUUUGCUGGUAUUUCUUGGUCUACUCUGUCUGCAGAAUAUGUUGUAUACAUACAAUAUGAAAGAAAAUGUCAUGCCAUUCAAGUUCUUAUUCAGACCGGACUGACAUGGCAAAGUCUGUAGUGACCCCCAGGGUCCCUAGAGGGGUGUUGUUUUGUUCAUUUAAAGCCAAACGUUGUUCCCUUGUGAAAUUUUAACCCCACUAGCCCCAACAUAAUAAAAAAAAUCUGGAUUUGCUUUUACUACUAGUUGUAACAGCCACAUCCUGUUUUUUAUGAGUUCUUACAUAAUCUUUUAUGUCUUGCUGCCAAGGAUUAUCAUUACAUUUGAGCAAUGAGAAACUUAGAGGGUUAUAUCAGGAGAAAUGUUUAUUAACAUUAACUUGGCAAUUAGCAGACAAGAGGCAGGGUACACCCUGGCCAGGAAGCCAGGCCAC
Molecule: messenger RNA, 4748 nt
Organism: Melanotaenia boesemani (Boeseman's rainbowfish)
Lineage: Eukaryota; Metazoa; Chordata; Actinopteri; Atheriniformes; Melanotaeniidae
Gene: cdcp1a
Product: CUB domain containing protein 1a
Exons: 9
Coding region: 311-2758 (815 amino acids)
Source: RefSeq, a predicted model, not a curated record